CCUAGCUAAUUGCAGCGCCCUUCUCGACAGCUGCGGUUCGUAUUUAUUAUAAGAAGAUGGCUAAUCGUUUGAAAUACACUAGGAUACAAUCAAUUCAAUCGACAAAAGAAGCUAAGAUUGACAAGAGAUUGCAGAAAACCAUAAAAAAACAUGAAGAUACAAGAGGAAGAAGGUGUACGGUAACAACUGAAAUUCCGAAUGUGUGUUUGGACUAUUACAAUAUGGGGAAAGCGACACGAGAUGCAAUUUUAGAGAAAAAAAGAGUAGCCGAGAGAAUUCGAUAUCAACAUAUAAAGAAUAACCCCGAGCAAUGUGCAGUGCGAAAAGAAAAAGAAAGAUGCCGGAUGCUCGGAUCCAAACACUGA
Messenger RNA from Cephus cinctus (wheat stem sawfly), 365 nucleotides. RefSeq lists its product as uncharacterized. The record is from RefSeq and is a predicted model, not a curated record. The transcript has 3 exons. NCBI's taxonomy places the organism in Eukaryota, Metazoa, Arthropoda, Insecta, Hymenoptera, Cephidae. The coding region runs from base 57 to 365 and encodes 102 amino acids.